AGUCCGCGGCGCCAAUGUCACUACUUAAACAAGCGAGCAGACUGGCUUCGAGUCGCGCAAGUUCCACAUCUCCAACAAUGACUGACCAUACCGCGUGGGUGACAUCGUACAAUAUCCUCAGCAGCCACCUGUGCGAACCCUCGCACUUCCAAGCCUGCGAAACUGAACAUCUGAACCAACGCAAUCGUAUCAAAAAAAUCCUCGCUAAACUCACGCCGGAGAUUGAAAAGAAAAGCAUCAUAUGCUUGCAAGAGGUCAGCCGUACAUAUGCCGGCGAUCUGCAUGUAUAUUUUGCUGAGCGAGGCUACCACUUUGUAACUGGUUUGUACGGCAGGAAGUUCAAUGACUUCAUGGGCGUUGGUACCGCAUGGCCGGUCGAUGAAUACGAAAGCCUGAACGUAAACACUAAGAAGCUAGCAGACACAGUUAAGUGGGGUAAAGAACCCGAACCAGGACUAGUCUAUAACUCUUGCACUAGGGUUUUGAGCUUAGCCACGUGGCCACUGAGACAAGUAACGCCCAAAAGUUUUUGGUCGCCACCAGAUGACCCAUGGUA
This is a messenger RNA of Sphaeroforma arctica JP610, 556 nucleotides long. RefSeq lists its product as hypothetical. The transcript has a single exon. Lineage: Eukaryota; Ichthyosporea; Ichthyophonida. The annotation marks the transcript as partial. The record is from RefSeq and is a predicted model, not a curated record.